AUGCCUUCUGCCUGGACUCCUGCCGCUGACCGCGACCUUUUGCUCGCCAUCAUCGACGAGAACAAGCUUCAGGGCCUGGAUUGGCACGUUAUCGCCGCAAAGAUGGCUACCAAGAGCUAUUCUUUCUCUCACGAGGGCUGCCGCCAACACUUUCAGAAGCUCCGCAAAGCCUCCAAUACUGGCGCCAACGGCAGCGUCCCAAGCACUCCCAGAACCCCCAAAACCCCCAAAACCCCCAAGACGCCUGCCUCGCGCAAGCCCAAGCAGUUGGACAACAUUGUCGAUGACGAGGAGGUAGAGGACUUCGCCACGCCGAGCAAGAAGAGAAAGCGUGACGUGAUUAGGGAGGACCAGGAGAAUGACAAUGUCAAGGAGAUCAAUGGCAUUGCGUUCGGUGGGCAGACUGCCGCGCAGUUCAAGAUGGAGUCGCUGAGUGGUGAGGAGGAGUUUGCGGAUCUGGAGGAAGAUCUUUACGCCUGA
Pseudogymnoascus destructans is the source of this 480-nucleotide messenger RNA. RefSeq lists its product as uncharacterized. The transcript has 3 exons. The coding region runs from base 1 to 480 and encodes 159 amino acids. NCBI's taxonomy places the organism in Eukaryota, Fungi, Ascomycota, Leotiomycetes, Thelebolales, Thelebolaceae. The record is from RefSeq and is a predicted model, not a curated record.